AUGAUUCUUCUAAAGAAUGUACAAAAGGUUCACAAGAUCUGUCGACCAGAGGUCAAGGCACAACUGGAGAUGAUGUUGACAGCAGCAGGGUAUAAGGGCUGGGAUGUCGGUGUCUCAUUCUCGGGGAAUCGCACCGUCAAAAAUCUCAACAACCAGUACCGUGGCAAGAACAAGUCUACAGACAUCCUUUCCUUCCGCUUCGCCGAGCUUCCAGAACCACUGUCCGAGGACGACAAGAACCUGGGGGAUUUAUUCAUCUCGAUGAAAUAUGUCGAGAAAUGGUGUCAGGAACACAAUGUCGCCAUUGAAGAUCGUCUUCCCGUCCUCUACGCUCACGGGAUCUGUCAUUUGCUCGGAUACGAUCAUCAACACGAUAAAGACUAUGCUCAGAUGAAGAGGAAAGAGAAGAGAAUUUUGAUGAAGGUGAAAGAAUGGCAGAGUGCUUUGGAGUUAAAGUCAUAG
Molecule: messenger RNA, 462 nt
Organism: Linnemannia hyalina
Lineage: Eukaryota; Fungi; Mortierellomycota; Mortierellomycetes; Mortierellales; Mortierellaceae
Source: the annotation of a GenBank genome assembly